CGGCGCCAAGGCAGAGCGCUUGGAGGAGCGAAGGGCGUGAGUGGGCGUGAUGGACGCGUCGGGCGUGAUGUGGGCGUGAUGGCAGGUGUCAUGUGUGGGUUUUUGUGCCAAAAUGAAAUGCACGUAUAGGCUAGUGGUCGUGCUGGGAGGCAUAUUAGGCCUCUUGUUGAUGCUGGGAUUCAGUGGAGAUGUCACAAGAAUGCUCAGGUCAGAGGUCACGUCUGGUUGCGUUGACCUCGUCUCCUCCCAACCCAGGGCGCCCUCGGACACGGAGAUGCCAAGCAUCAAGCCACAAGAAAGCACGCUGGUCCAAGAAAUCGACCAGAAUGCCGUAACACAUCGUUUGGUCCCAACUGUGGGGUCAGCCACCCAAGCGCGGCCCCACGAAGGCGAAAAUCGCAUCCCUAAAUCAGAUGCCGUUGCAGGGAAUGGCAAGGAAAAGAUGGUUCUUGCUGUGGUUUGCUGCGGGAACCGUGUAAAUGAGACCCAGAUAAUGCUGAAGUCUGCGGCAGCUCUCUCCCACUCCCCCCUGACAAUGAUUGUGUUCACUGAGGAUGAGCUGAAACCUGUUUUCAAGCAAAUGUAUAUUUCAUGGCCAGUGAGUGUUCAAAAGAGGAUAACACUUGACCUCCACAGCAUCACCUUCCCCCCAGGCCAGGAUGCAAAAGCAUGGAGGAAACUCUUCAAGCCAUGUGCAUCACAGAGGCUCUUUAUGCCAUCCUUGUUAAAGGAUGUGGAUGCACUGGUGUAUGUAGACACAGAUGUGAUGUUCCUUGCACCUUUAGAAGAGCUUUGGAAACACUUUAGUGCCAUGAAUUCAUCACACAUGGCAGCAAUGGCUCCAGAACAUGAAGAUUUAGCCACUGGGUGGUAUAACCGGUUUGCCAAGCAUCCCUACUAUGGUAGAUUAGGUGUGAACUCGGGAGUGAUGCUGAUGAACCUUACAAGACUCCGAAAAUUUGGGUGGGAGGAGUAUGUGGUUCCAAUCUACAAGCACUACAAGCUGGCUAUAACAUGGGGUGACCAAGACAUCAUUAAUAUUAUCUUUCACUAUCAUUCUGACAAGCUUUAUGUUUAUGGCUGUGAGUACAACCUUCGACCAGAUCAUUGUAUGUACAUGAGUGUAUGCAAAGCAGCUGAGAAGCAUGGGGUUUUUGUCCUGCAUGGAAACAGAGGAACUUUUCAUAGUGACAAACAACCAGCUUUUCGAGCAGUUUAUCGUGCUUGGGAGGAGUAUAAACUUGGUGAUGAUCUGAGGCAGAACCUGUACUACCCAAUGCAGCGUUAUCUCAUCAAAACCACCAACACAAACUGCGGGAAGAUCCACAGUGCUUACCUAAAGGCACUGGGGUCUCUUGUGAGGCUUAGAUGACAGGGGUGAAUAUAGUUUCUACUUUUUUAUAUAGUUUUGCUAUGUUGCCUGUAUCUUUCUAUCUUUGAUCUUGAUUAUAUGUUGAUGGGCAGCUUACAGAAAUUAUUAGAUAUAUUAUUAUUAUUACCUGUUGAUCAGGACCCAAAAAUAUUUUGUACAGUAAAAGAAAAUACCUUUUUCUUAUUUCUUCUCUUUCUUUUAUAUAUGUUUACUUUUUAAGUUGGUACCAAAGCCAUGGUUGGAGUGAUUUUUUGCAGCUUCUUACAAUUACUGCAGCUGAUCUUAAGUCAUAUCUAAAACAUCAAAAGUAAGAAAAUGAGGUGUUGAUCUUUACUUAUAGUUCAUAAGCAAAUAUGUAUAUAUAUAAAUAUAUAAUAAGGAAGAGAUUUCUUUACUAAGGAGAGAUAUUAUGUUGUGUAAUAAUUAAUCUCUUUUCAAGGUAAUCUGCUCUAGAAAAAUAUGAUCUUUCAUUUGAAAUGUCUUAGUACUUUUCAAAAUAUCUUUCAAUUGAUACAGGAGAGACCUUUAUUUCAAAGAACAUGUAAUUGCAAUAUCUUUAAGGUAUACAAUAUAUUUAAGGCAUAUCUUAGCAAAUAUACUGUAACAAAUGAUUUCCACAUACAGAACCACAGAAAAUAUGGGAACUCUCAAGCCUUCUCCACAGAGUUUGUGUCCACUGAUUUGCUGUGUUUAUCUGCCUACCAAAUGCUCCAGUAUACUAAACUGUAUAAAGCAUUGUUGCUGUAUGGGACAUGAUAAGAGAGAUUGAUGAGUUGCAUAAUUAUGGACAGCAUUUUUUUUUCUUAAUUUCUUUUGACACCUUAUUACCAUAUCGCAGAGUAAAUUACAAAGACCUUAUUUAGCUACAGAUGGCUUGCAUUACCUUACCUUGAGGGAGCCUGUGGAUAUUUAUGAGCAUGCAGGGAAGCAUAUAAUAAGCUUAAGUAUAUAUGCAAAAGCCAAGAAUAGAAAGAGAUUGGGGAUUUCAGCUAAAGGCAAAUAGGCUCACUAAUUGGAUAGUGCGAUUACGAAGCACCAUUGAGUUAUGUAAAGUGUAGAUUUCUGAAUGCUUUUCUUGUUAUGAGCAGUAGCUUGAAGACUUUAUAGGGCACCCUGGCACAGAUUAUAGGCUGAGCUUCAUUUGAGGCAUAUUCUGGUUCGAAAAUAUGUUCAAAAUUGUUUGCUCUUUAUGGCAUAGUCAAAAAUAUCCUUCAUCAAUAUUCAUCCUCCCUCAUGCAUAAAAUCCAUGGUUUUGCUUGGUAGGUAAGGUAUUUUGGUUUGGGCAGAAAACAGUGACAGAGUCGUGAGCAUGAAUAAAAGCUGAUGUUAAAGUCUCAUGCAGCACACUAGUGCAUACCAUUGCAUUCCAAGAUGUGAGCAUAUGGUUGGCUAAUAAAUGUGGAAAGUAAAUGGAUAUCCAACCACUCAGUAGAAGGCUCAAGAUUCCUCAGACUUUUUCCAGGUACUGGAGGUCCCUAGUGUGAAUCUUAAAGAUUGCUAUGGAAAUCCAAUGCAAUUUGUGAAUAAACUGAUGAUGCCUUUCUAAAGGGUUGAGUUGAAGGUUUGUAAAGAAGGCUUAGCAGGUUGUUUCAUUUUUACUAUAUAGUUUCAUAUUAAUUUUGCCAUUUGCUAUUGUGAGUAUUAUCUGAUAAUUUGAUGAGUAUGCACAUGUUGACCCCAGCCACUGUAAGUUGUCAGGGGAUUACAGAACUUAUAGUCGAACCUCGCAUUGCAAUUUUCCAUUAUGUCAGACCAAAUCUCUCAUUUGUAAACAAAGAACACAGUUUAGUCCUAGUCACUAAUUGUGUCUUGCAUGUAAUGGAUUCAUCUGUUGUAUUGGAUUUCAUUUUAUUUCUGAAAAAAACUCUUAAAGGCCAGUAAGAGUUAAAGGAUAUUUAGUUAUACCUAACAGUUUGAAGGAAUUCGAUUUUGUCAUUGUUCCCAGUCUUCCAUUUUCACUUUUCUUCUGAUUUGAUUUCGGUUAACUUUUUUGGUAUUGGCAAGUUACGUAAUUGUUUGGUAAAAUGAAGUCUAUGUUCGGAAUUCCAAGACAAGGUUGAAUCAGUUUUUAAGGGAACAUUUUUAAUUACACCAUUCAAGCCUCCUACAUUGUGUGUUUUGUAUAGGUGUUUGUAUCUACACAUCCACUUGAGAAAGAAACUAGACUGGUGGUACUAGUUCUGUUUCUAGGGAAACUCAUUACAAGUAGUAUUUUUAAUCGUCGGAGAUGGUAAACUUCAAGCUAGUCCACUUUUGUCCAAGUAACUUGAAGAUGUGUUAGAGACAUUUUGAAAAGCCAGAUACAGGGACAGGAUAGAAGAUGUGUUAGAGAUAUUUUGAAAAGCCAGAUACAGGGACAGGAUAGUUAAUGCUAAGGUAAUGAAUAUAUAUGAUAAUGUAAUUUUAUAAAUGAUUUAAGUCCCAGUAACUGGAAUUUGUUAAAGUCCUUAAUCUUUGUUGUCCUUUUAUUAGUUUUUUAUUUUUGGGACAGGCUAUUCAUAAAUCAGGAGUAAAGAAAUAUAGGUCAGUUUGUUGGCAUAAUAUCACACAUGUAUAUUUAUUUUUCAUUUGAUGAUUGUUCCUCACAGUGUGUUUAGAAAGUCUGAUAUCCAGCAAAUAUAGAAUUAAGAACAUUAGUUUUGUUUCAGAUGGAGAAAUAUUGAAAAACCGAUGCAGAAAAUGACACAAUUCAAGUUGAUACAUUUAUAUUUACAAACUGACACUUUUAUUUUAACAAGUAAACAUAGAAUCCUAUAGGAUUGGAAAUUUGGUUAUAAGAAUGAUCUUUUUGUCUAUGUGUUUUGGGAGGCAUUAGUUUUUUUCUUACUAUUAUGCAGCUAUGAAGAUCCUUUGGAAAUUAAUCACCACUGUAAUCAGUCAUCAGUGUAAUCAACCCACUGCUGCCUAAAAUGUGUAAGGUCCACUGUGGUUUUUUGUUAGUUUUGUUUAUACAGAGGUGACUCCACAAGUACUCAAUUACUAAGGAGUCAUUUAGAGGCUCUAUCACCUGGCUUCCCCAUUCCUUGAUUUUUUUGGGAAAGUUGUCUCUAAUUCUACUAAUAUAGAUACUGUUAUUAUUAUUACUACUAACAUUGUAAAUGUAUAAUGUUGUUGAAAUAACAAUAAAAAAUGAAAUAGUGAAAUGAUAAUGACAACGAAAGAUAAAAUACAAUCUUGCCGAAUAUCAGGGAAAAGAGAAACCAGGUGCAGUAUUAGGACUUAUAAUUGACUUCUUGGUGACAAUUAUUGAACUAAAAACAUUGCAGACAUGGCAUGUAUGUACAUUCCAUCCCUGGCAGCAUUGGCUAACCCAAGCUUUUAGUUAUAUUGUGCAAUUUAGUAAAGUUGAUUUAAAGCUCAGUUAUGAGUUCUGUAAAUAAAAAAUGCUAAUAAUUGUGUCAUCAUCUAAGCACAUACAGCUCUGAAACAGAUGGACGCAUGGAUUUAGACUUUACGAGAAUGGGAACCAUUUGUGGAGGUAUUUAAAACAAUCCUCUACAUGUUUAGGUCAAAUUAUUUAGUUUUAUAAAAGUUAGAUAUCAUUAUUAUUGAUAUAGAACAUCAUAAUGCCAUACAUUGUGCAAUAGUAUAGAAAAAAAGUUGUUUUGAUUACUUUUAUGUAGAAAUUAUUAGUAAUUAUUUAAUUGGAUAUGUGCUUCCAUAGUUCCUUAUUGAGUGUGCCAUAAAGUUUUUGUAUUUUUUUGCAAAGUAUAUUAUUUUAUAUAGAGUAACUGUUUAUUUGAGUUCUUUUUUUUUCAAAUAUUACUCUUUAUCAAGUUUCAAGAAAUGAAUGCUGAUGUGGAUAGGUAUUCAUUUAAAUGAAUUUAUCCUCGUUUGGGAGAGCAGCUUUAGUAGUAUAUUUGUAUUAUAAUAAGAUUUUGUGAGAAUGGAAAAGAGUAAUUUUAAUUUAGCCUGCUGGAGAUACCUCUUCAUAUAAUCCUUGGGCUGACUUCAUCCUGCAUGCAGGCAUCUACACAUUUCAGCUUGUGGGUGUAUGUACUGGUGAACACCAUGAAUGGCAUCUUGCUUCAUCUUGAGAUGUUAUUGAUACUGACAUCUGUUCUCUUUUAGCUAAGAAUUUGACACAAAGAUAAAUUUUAUGACGAUAUUUGUAUAAUUCAAUGUGACAUUUGAACUUGUGUUCAGACGCCUACACAUCUUGACUCACAUGUGCAUAACAGACAAACACUGUAAAUGUGUUGGUACAUACAUGUAGGAUGGAAUCAAACUGUCCAUUAUAUGAACAUCUUGUCAGAAUUUCUUUUUAGUGAUAUCUCCAACAUCCAUUGGUAUUUAUAGGAUUUUACUUUUCAUUUGAUUUAUUAUUAAUAUUAUUAUAAUUGUUUUUAUUACUGUUAAUCUUAGUAUUUAUCAGAUAGUAAGUGUCAUAUGAUUAAAAAUUAUUAUCUAAUGUAUUCCUUACAUUACAUUUUAUGAAUUCAUUAUAUUAACAUUUAGUAAAAAUCAUAUGAGUUAUUAAAAUAGUAUGUAUUGUUAUAUUUUCAUAGUUCAUAUUUGUAGAAUUCACUGAAUUGUAAAUGGGUAUCAUUAUAAUUAUUGGUGCAAAUUAACACCUGGAUAAUGCAAGGCUUUUAUUCCAAAUUGCAUCUUUAUUUUAUACCUGAUUAUAAUUUUUCAUAUCCUUUUUUUAUUGUUAUUACAAAGUGAUUUGGAUUUUUGACCUAAGGAGAUAUGAAAUAAGUUUGUAUAACUCAAACAGCAUCCCAUACAAGCUGGCCUUGGCUGGAGCUUUUGUUAAAUCUGUUGUAUUUCUUAUAUAUUCAUUGCUUAAGGGAACUGUAUUGUUUAUUGCAUCAAAGGUACAUAUAAAACCGGUAGCACCACUCCUUUUAACUAUUGAAACCAAAAAUGAAAUUGACUUAAUUCUCUAGUGCUCUGAUGGCUGUUUAUGAUAUCGAACACUUUGUUAUCAUAAAUAAAAGAGUGGAUUUUAAAACUUUUAGUUAUUAUAACAAUAUUGAGUAAUUUGUCUAAAUAAUUAUGUAUCAGGGUAUACCUGAUAUCUUAUGGUUCACCCUCAUUGGGUAAAUACGUUGUCAUUAGCUCAGGCUCUUUUUUGCCCUGUUCAAUGUAUGCAAUAUUUCUUCAGUAUAUAUUUCUUUGAAAAUAGUUCAGUAAUGUGAUUUUGAAGAGUUGGGGCUUAGCUUGGUAGUUGCCAACUAUGAUUUUCAUCAAUGUGGAGUUAUGCUACAUGUUCUGGAGUACCUUGAUUAUUUCUAUAUUGUAUUUAGUUUUCUGAGUCAUGGAAAUUUACCUUCAUUAUCAGUCUUGUAUUGUUCAGACAUUCUUGAAAUCCUUCUAAGGAAAUUGAAAUGUAUAGGAGUAAUGGUUAAUAAGUAACACUAGUAAUUAAUUGCAAAUCUUCUUGGUAUAUGUUCUAGUCACUUUUCAUUCAAUUUAGGGUAUAUUCUGGCAGCUUACAUUGUAUAUUUUGUUAUGUUACAGUAACAUGAAAGAUUUAUAUUUUAUGUUUCUUUUAUAAAUGGUAUAUACACAAUACUUUGUAUUUAUAAUCUCAUUUCACUCACAAUUAAUGUUGUGCCAGGACUGGGAGCCAUGAUAGGUGAUUAGAAAAGGCAGUUAUUAUGUACAUGAUGUUUUUUUUUAGGAUUUUGUAUUACAGAAACCAGUGUAAUUCAGAUCUUCAAGAUAUGCCUCAAGAGGUGUCUCUAAAACAGAAAUCAAAUAACCAUCUCACAUUUUUGUCUUUUUGAUUUUGUUGACUUACUUUUUAUAUCCAUGUCCUUACAUCAAUUUUAUAUACAUUUUAAGAAUUAAAGGAAAAAAAAAACGUUGUUUUU
Molecule: messenger RNA, 7194 nt
Organism: Penaeus chinensis
Lineage: Eukaryota; Metazoa; Arthropoda; Malacostraca; Decapoda; Penaeidae
Product: glucoside xylosyltransferase 2-like
Exons: 7
Coding region: 113-1372 (419 amino acids)
Biological process (GO): protein O-linked glycosylation via N-acetylgalactosamine
Molecular function (GO): UDP-xylosyltransferase activity
Source: RefSeq, a predicted model, not a curated record